UUAAUUGAGUUUCCAUCGUUUGACAUAUAAUUGGGCAAUAGUCAGCGUUGCGUGACAGUUUGCCAAUCAUGAUUGCAUGCCGAGUAUACAAAGCAGAAAUUAACAACACAAACUCUUCGUAGCCAGGCAGAACAUUCUCACGAAGGGUUAAAAGAAGGGUUGCUGGAGAGUCUUGCUCAGAGGAAACGCAGACAAGGUUACCAAGUUGGGUACAUUGGCCUAAAGCUCUCCGAUCACCCUUUUCUUUCAGACGGUAGACGCGAUUGUGGAAGUUGACUAAGACGCAGUGCUUGGAAGAGUUUUGUGCUCCCAUACUGAACGUGAACAAACAUGAAUACAGAAUACAUCUCCAUGAGAGCUGAUCAAAUGGACAGGCACCAGAAGGUUUUCACUCGAUGGAUUAACCUACAGCUGGCAAAAGCAAACCCUCCUGUUAAAGUCACUGACCUUACCGAUGAACUCAAAGAUGGACAGAUACUGCUUACUCUUGUUGAAGUGCUUCUCGGAAUUAAAGUUUCAAGAGAGACGAAGAAAAAUCGCAUUAGCUACAUCAAAAAUGUUCAGGAGGCUAUGCGAAUUCUGGCCAGAAGCAAGGUUCGAACAGCUGGUGUUAUUGACAGCGACAUAGUGGCUGGAGUUCAGCGAGCCUCUUUAAGCUUGAUAUGGAGUAUUAUCCUACAAUUUCAGGUCACUGAGACAAUCCAGCCUGCUCUAACGGAUUAUGGGGUGGACAAAAAGCUGUUAGCUUGGUGUCAGGAUCGCCUAAAAGGAUACAAAGAGAAAGUCAGUGUGUCUAACUUAACUAGCAGCUGGCUCGAUGGUGUAGCGUUCAAUGCGCUUCUUCAUUCCUUCAACCCCUCCUUGUUCGAUUUUGAUGCAAUCAGUGCCGAUUAUCUCGAGAAGCGAGUUACGCAUGCAUUUAAUCUGGCAACCACCUCAUAUGGUGUACCACCCCUUUUCGAAUCCAAAGAUAUUGGUACGGACUCACCGGAUAAGAAUAUGAUAACGCUGUUCUUAUCAUAUUUGUAUCAAUCUGUGGAGAAAUACGCAUGCUGCGUUGAAGUCUCGAGGAAAGAAGGAUCACUCUCCGGGGUUACGAGAAGGGAAUAUGAAGUCGAGACUACUUCUACCAGUUUCGAGAGCUCGCGAUCAAGUGGCGCCACGUACGACGUUAAAACCUUUACCACAACACGUGAAGAAAGGAACGAUGGAGUGUUCCAUGACAGCAACAUAAACAAGGAAGUGGGGCAUGAGCGAGUUUUUAAUAUUCAAGGCUUUCCUACAGAGAUCCAAAUUUCAGAGCGAAAAGCUUUUGUCGUGUCUCCGUUUCGAAAACCUACUUCAAGUUCUUCUAGAAGUUCCUCCUCAGCUUCAAGUCCAACCUUCAAGGAUUCGGAAACUAAGGAGCUUAUGGAGGAGCCUUUAAAGUUCACAUCAUCUCCUGAAAGGUCAGGAAAAGAAUCGUACGCGUACACUGUAACAACGAUACAACGAAGUAUCACAACAACAGAUGACUAUGUCACGUCCACACAGACUACCAACGAGUUGUUCAGCUCUGAAGAUAAUCAAAACGCUUCAGCAGCCAAGCAAGCCACAACGGGAACCCAAGUAACAAUCAAGGGUCAGGACAGCUUCACGAAAGGAAAAACAGGAGACGAUGAAAAGAUCACUAGCCAGAGUCGCGACGGUUACGACACAGAAAAGAAACUUAUAUACACAGUUGAGGGAGAGACACCUCAAGCUGCAGGUGCAGGUGCAGAGAACGUCACAACGGUGACUGAUGUUACAAGGGAAAAAAGAACAUACAAGGCAGUAGAUAGUGUUGGAGUAAAAGAAAACAUUGGAAAAGGACAAGAACAGGAAUCUGAUGACAAAGCUGCCAAUCAGCGCUCUGGGAAUAAAACAGUCACACCAAACAAGGAAACAAAGGACGAAGAAAUCAAAACGACUGUUGUAAAAAGAUCGAGUGGCAGCAGAGAAGUUUUGUUGAUAUCCACGGAAAGCAUUUCAGGUGAGGGCACGCCAAAGACAACAGAACUUGCUAAGGCAACUUCUUGGCGUUCAAUUAGCCCUGACAAGAAUGAUGAACCAGAUUCAGGCGAAUCCCCGAUUCAAUAUUUCAAACAUGACAAGGAUGACUCAACUUCUCCCAGAUACGUGACACAGAUUGAGAUCAAUUUGGGAGGAGAAAGAAAAAAUACAGGAGGCUCUACCAACUUCGUUGAUUAUCUAAAGAGGAAAUUAGAUGGAGUAGAUCAGAGGUUGUGUGAUCUGGAGUACGGCUCUAAACAUUCCGACAAGGAUUCCAUGGACUUGAAGACCACUAAGAAUGCUUUGGAUCAGCAUAAGGAGGUAAUGUUUGAGCUGGAGUACGUCGAGUCCCAGACUUAUGAUGUCUUAGAAGAAGGAAAGAACCUGGUAAAUGAGAGAUGCUUUGACCAUGCACACGAAGAUUACUUCAACGAUAGAAUGGAUGCAACGGAAGGCAAACUGAAAAGGCUCGAGGACAGCAUCAACAAGGAACAUCAAAGGUUGUUGGACCUUUAUAUAAUUUUACUCAAACAACAUUUGGAGCGAAUGAAUGAUUGGCUGGUCCGUGCAGAGUCCCGGCUGCAGUUAGACGAUGACGUGGAGCCAACUUAUGAGGGAGUGCAGACGCAAGUCACCAAUCAUCAGAAAUUUCAAGAGGAGUUGGCAAAUCACUCCAUGGUGAACAUGAUCUUAGACGUGGACUUGGAAGAUCCUGCUAUAGAUGAAACCAUCAGGGACUGGGUUAAGGUCUUGAGUGAGCGCUGGGCGGCAGUGUGGACAUGGGCUGAGGAGUGGAAAGAGAAGUUGAACCAGGCCCUUGUCGACUGGAAUAAAUUACGUGAAGAGGAAACAGUAUUGUUGUCAUGGCUAUCAAGUAAAGAGCAAACACUGGAUGUGAUUGCCCAGACUGACAUCACAGAUGACGAACAAGUUAAAAUGCAUUUGAAUCUGCUAGAGACAAUGGAACGCGAGAUGGAGACACAAGGAACGCGUUUAGGUUCGCUCCACGAGACUGGAGAACAGCUCAUCAAGGAUGCUGACUAUCACAAUUCGACUGCUAAGGGAAUCCGAGAUCAGCUGGAUGACUUUGAUGGAUGCUGGGCGGAUAUCACUAAAUCGGUCAAGGAGAGAAAAGAAAUGCUUCAAGAUGCCCAAAGCAAAGUUAAACAGAUGGGAAACUUGAUGAAAGAAGUUCGAGCUUGGUUGGACGAGGCAGAGGAUUUUAUCAAGUUCCUUCGUGAACAAAAUGACCCACAAAAGGAAAUCCAAGAAAAGAUUGAGCUGAAAUGUGAAGAAAAAGAGAGAAAUCAACUUAAAGUCGACGAGAUCAACCGCCUUGAAGACGCACUCAGCAGUAACAUCGACAAGACUUCAGACUAUUACAUGAAAAGAGUCACCAAGCCAUUCCACAAGAGAUGGAAUGAUGCGACAAUGGCGUUAGACAGGUAUCGCAACGAAGAUUACCCAUUCAUCAAGCCGGACGACUGCUUUCUGAUCAAAUGCUUCAAGAAAGCCAUUGUGGCAAAUUAAGUGAUUUUGGUAACAAUUCUGUUGCAAAGAUGUAUAUCAUAGGUAAUGGGGGUUACUAUUUGGAUACUAUUUUGUCCAAGUUAGUCCAUACAGAUGGAAAAGCGUCUCCAGUGCUAGAAAACAGCAAAAUGAGAGGAGAAAAGUCUUAUUGAGACAUGUUCCUUACAAGAGCUAUGGGGACUUAGCUAUAGAGGAGUUUCUGCAUAUCCAAUAAUUCUAAACAGCAGUUCAUAAAACAAGACAAAAACAUUUCUUUUUCCGCCGUGUUAUAUUAAAUGGUUUUGAAAGUAGCCAGAGCUUGUGGCUUGUCAAUUUGUCCUGUUUAAUCGAAUAGUAGGAGAAACGCUCUUUUCGUUCACAAUAUAAUUGUCUGGAAAAUUAUCCGUAUUCAGACCGGGCUUUUUCUGUUUUCUAUAAACGUGUUCGGGAAGGGGCAGGGGGCGGAAGCCUCACGUUCGCUGAAGGACUAGCAAUACUGCUUUUAGGUAUGUAAAUUACGUUGUAUCUUUGCCACCAUUUUAGAUGAAUAUGAACAAACACCUUCCAGUGUAACCUCACCCAAACCGCAGAUGGUCAAAAUAGGUCUGAAUUCUCUGAAUUGGGAAUCUUUAAUGAUUUGAUAGCGCACCAGCUACUAUUGGCUCGAUAAGACCGGUUAAAGCUCAAAUAAAUUUAAAUUCGCUUAUCCAAGAAUUUAUAAUUAACCGUGGCAAACUAAUCAGCAUCAGUAGAGUCUUAUAUUGCAUCGUUGUCAAUAAAGUACACAUUUAAAAUUUGGUGCAAUUAGUGCUGUACAAAGUAACAGACUGUAGGCGAAAACAUGCAUUCUACCUGCUCAUUUCAAAGGGAACAAGGUCACCCGGGGUACUUAGAUUGUGUGGCAAGUUGGCCUGAUUCCAUUCUUGGCCAAAGUACUUUACGCUCGCAGUCUCGUAUCCGACAGUAAAUCGAAGUGGCUAUGUGCCCCUCAACUUGGAAAAUGGAUCUUCUGUAAACAGUGGGAACUGUGAUGCCACUGAACUAAGUUUUAAUUCGUUGGUCAUAUAUCAUUUAUCUAUCGAGCUAGAUACGUCACGUUUUCGUAUCUUGAAAAGUUUAGCCCACAUUUUUCAUGUUCGUCGUAUGUAUUCCGUGUUAAUCUUCUCCAUCUUAACCAUCCGUGCUUCUUUAUGGUUUAUUUUUAUAUCUUUGGUGUUUUUCUGUUUUAGUAAACUACUAUAUUUAGGCACCCUUCAGUUUGUUAAAGGUAAUUUUUGCCCAUGGCCAAAGUAACUCAAAAUGCCGUGACUGAGCUCCUUAAGAAAUAGUGCAAAACGCAACUGUAAAAGAAUAAUUAAGGAGAGGUUAAACCACGAAGUCAAUAAGUCAUCCUUGUCCCAGAUGAUUACCACAAGGAAAGAAUGGCUUCUUAUCCAGUCACCAAAGCUAAACUUGGUACUGAACGCGCUUUACGUUACCACUACUAUCACGAAGGUUUGUGAAGGAAAAACCAUGAAGACUUUCCUUUACAAUAAAAUCGCCAAGAAAGAACCAUAAGUCGUUUCCUUACAAUCAAUAAAUCGUUUCACAUUAUAAAUCUCGAAUAUAACUAACUUGACACGGUGCAAGUUACUGUGAAAGCCUUUUGUAUACGCACAAUUAGCCUUGAUGUAUAAGCUGUCGACUUUGUUUGAUUUUAAUUGAAGGACUAUGACUCUGAAAUAGAGCCGAAAUAUUGUAAAAAACCUUUCUGUAUCGUAAUAAACCAAAACUUUGUUUUCACCGAUGUUGAGGCCCGAGUGCCAUAUAUACUAAAGGCCUUUCUAACCUAGUUUGCGAGAGCCCUAAUGGACAAUUUCGACCCUCGGACAUUUUUGUACGGACCUCGGGCCAAUAGUCCCCAACACAGCCCUCGCACUCGAUCAGUAAGAGGUUAUUAUAUAAAAAAAAGCCUAAAAAUCACGAUUUUACACAGCGUGGUUUAUCCAGUCGCUGAAAUGGGAUUGACAAACGCCUCAGAUAAUUUUCGUUUCUUGGUUGUCCAAAAAACCAAGCUGCAUUGGAUUAGCUAAUUCCCAGUACUUUAGAUAGGCUGUGAUUGUUUAGUCGAAAAUAUAAGUUUUUAUGGUCGGUAGAUUAGUAGCUAUUGUAUAUGCAAAUUAACUUUUACGCCGUUUGCCCUUGUAAACCGGAAUUCAUGAUCUCCUUACAAUAGAAUAUUCAGG
Orbicella faveolata is the source of this 5765-nucleotide messenger RNA. RefSeq names its product dystrophin-like. Gene Ontology annotation, molecular function: protein binding. The record is from RefSeq and is a predicted model, not a curated record. Lineage: Eukaryota; Metazoa; Cnidaria; Anthozoa; Scleractinia; Merulinidae.